UGCAGUGCAUUGUGGGUCGAGUAGAGUGCUUCAUGAAUGGUCAGAGUAGAUGGAACAAUGCUCCCUGCUCUGAGCGUCUGACAUUUCCAUAUAGAACGGAGGAGUUAAAAGGAGAGAUACCACCCCACCUCCUUCUCCCCCUCCGCCCAUCUCGCCUGGGGCAUGGUACAGAAAGUGUCAAGAGCGGCCUCCAUCCCAGCCGUGUGUGUGUGUGUUUAUUGUGUGUGAGUGUUUGUCAUACUACGGUUUUCUCUGCUGAUUAAUGGUUUGCUUUGGUGAGGAGAAACAGCGUGGAUCUGUUUGUUGGCAUUUGUUGGAGCUUGGAGCUCAAGCAGAAGAACCAGGAGCAGAGAAGAACCAUCAGAGGAACACUUCAUUCCCUUCACAAGAACCCAAGAUUUAAAUCUGGACCUGACAUAUCAGAAGGGAAGCUGAGUUGAUGUGCUGUAAGAGAGCGUCACCUUGCUUGUGAGGGAGGAACAGCAGUGCUCACGUUGUUGGAGAGGGGAAUUAUAGUUGGUUGUGGUUUAGCAGUCUCUGCCAGCAGUUCAAGAGGUCUAUGGUCCAACAAUAGACUGAGACCAUGAAGAGCUUGGAGCUGCUGUUGUUACCUCUGCUGUUUGUUCUGAAAGAUGUAAGUGCUCAGUGGAACGUGUGGAUGCCCAGAGACAUUUCAGCCAUGACAAACUCCUGUGUGGUUAUACCCUGCUCAUUCACGUACCCCUCUGGUGUCAGGCCUUACAGGGGAAUACAUGGGAUCUUCUACUUUGGCCACCCCUACCCCCAGCUCUUCCCUCCAGUGGUAUUUAAGUCCCGCACAGAUAUUGUUCACGAGAGUUUCAAGGGAAGGACCAGGCUAUUGGGUGACCUGUCACAGAAAAACUGCACGUUGCAGAUAAAUAACGUCGGAACAGAACAUUCUGGAAAGUAUUACUUUCGUGCAGAUCUGGGCGGAGCGAACAUCUACACUUACCCUGACUUCACAAACCUCCAGGUGUUAGAUCAGCCCAACAUUGAUGUUCCAGAGGAGAUUGUCAGUGACCAGAGUCUGGAUUUGGUCUGCUACGUCCCAGAUAACUGUCCUGACAUGAUCCCAGAGAUCCACUGGAUGUACACCGACUACCUGCCUGACCCUAGUUUUACCCCAGACAAUGUUGAGGAGGGCAACACUGCUGUACAGUCCAUCACCCUCACUUUUACACCCAGACCCAUGCACAACGGUCAGCAGCUGGGCUGUCGGGUCCACUACCCAAACACCCCCUAUAUCUAUGAACGCAUCAUUUCUCUGGAUGUCAGAUACGGUCCCAGGACGGUGUGGGUAAAUGUGUCUCAAGAGGUAAUGGAAGGAAGAUCAGUGAUCUUACACUGUGAUGUGGACAGUAAUCCAGUUCCCACGAUAACAUGGUAUUUUGGAGAUGACGAGCUGAUGUCGGAAACGGCCUCAAAUUCUUCGCUGUUUUUGGAGAACCUCACACCUGAAAAUGAAGGCGUUUAUACAUGUGUUGGUGACAAUGGCUAUGGGAGUAUGAACACGUCCAUGUAUCUGGCAGUAAAUUAUCCUCCACGCGAGCCGUGGAUCAAUGAAUCUCUGAUAGCGCUGGAGGGAACUUCAUUUACUCUACAUUGCAAUAGUAAGGGGAACCCGAUGCCCACAUUGACCUGGUUGAAGAAUGGGGAGCUGGUGGGCACCAUCAAAGCAGAGGAGGGCUCUGUAUUAGAGCUAAAUGACAUCACGCCAAAGGCCGAUGGAGUUUACCGCUGUCUAGCGGAGAAUGAACACGGCAAAGCAAGCAGCUCUCUUAACAUAACAGUAGAAUUCGCCCCAGUUCUCCUUGAUGACUCCAAGUGCACUAUAGUUCGUGAAGGUGUUCAGUGCAUAUGCAUCGCCUCUGGAAACCCAGAGCCCACGAUUGAAUUUUACCUGCCGGACCUCAAUAUCACCAUCAAUGGGUCCAACAAUCGUUACAACUUCUUCACGCACUCAGACCACUACACGUCCACAGGCAUCAUCAAGCUGCGGGACAAAGGCGAACGGGGGAGCAACGGCGAUACCGCCGUCCACGUACACUGCAGCAUCAGCAACAUAUACGGAUCUGAGACCAUCCGCUUAGACCUGCAGCAGGAGAAAAAAUACAUGAUGGCAGUCAUAGUGGGGACUAUUGGAGGUGUGGCGGUCAUCGCCUUCAUCAUCGCAGCUGUGAGAUACGUAGGCCAGAACAAUAAAAAAGAGAAUGAUAACCCUGGGCAGGACGUGGGAUCUAAAGUGGAGAAUCCCUCAAUGUUCUACAGCGCAGUCAAGAAGGACAAACAGAGUCUCAGGAAAAAAGUGCUUAAGACUGAGCUCCUGGGCUCAAAGUUUAACUCCAUCCUAGAGGAAGGCACGGGAGAUGACAGUGAUUACCAGUCUGUUGGCUCGGUUGGAGUCAUGGAGAGGCAAGAGUUAAAUUAUGCCGCCCUUGAAUUUCUCCACGGGCGACACCGGGAUGGAAGCUUCAGGAGGGCCGACGGUGACGGCAGUGACUACACUGAAAUUAAGACUAAAUGAACCGCGAUUCUUCCCUGAUGCCUCGACCAAACGGGACACGGUGACCACUAGAGCCCACUCAUUCAUUACGCCCCAAGGAUUCAAUAUUUUACACAUUUUAAUGCUUUAGUUUACACACAAAUUUACUUUCGGUUAUCAUUUACUCAUCCGCAUGACUCCGUAAACACAUUUUGAGUUCCUUUUGUGUCUUUUUGAACACUAAAGUCAUUCAAGGGAUUUUUCCAUACGAUGAAAGUGAAUACAUUGGAUAAGGAAAGAUAUGGCCUUCAAAGACUUACACUUUAAUGAUGAUUUAAUGGUCAUUUUACACCGCAAAAAAUUACAUUUUUACUUAGUAUUUUUGUCUUGUUUUCAGUAGAAAUAUCAAAAAAUUCUUAAAUCAAGAUGUAUUUUCUUGAUGAGCAAAAUUGCCUAA
Molecule: messenger RNA, 2960 nt
Organism: Misgurnus anguillicaudatus (oriental weatherfish)
Lineage: Eukaryota; Metazoa; Chordata; Actinopteri; Cypriniformes; Cobitidae
Gene: mag
Product: myelin associated glycoprotein
Biological process (GO): cell adhesion
Cellular component (GO): plasma membrane
Molecular function (GO): sialic acid binding
Source: RefSeq, a predicted model, not a curated record